Molecule: messenger RNA, 1464 nt
Organism: Homarus americanus (American lobster)
Lineage: Eukaryota; Metazoa; Arthropoda; Malacostraca; Decapoda; Nephropidae
Exons: 3
Coding region: 194-799 (201 amino acids)
Cellular component (GO): extracellular region
Molecular function (GO): peptidase inhibitor activity
Source: RefSeq, a predicted model, not a curated record
CUCUCUGUACGUCAGUCACACGUGGAAAGUAAACCACAACAGGUACACUCCUCUGUUAGUCACUGCAGUCACUCUCCCUCCCAGUACUUUGCCGUGACAACGCUGCUACAGCUGAAGGCGAGGUUCCGGUGUACUGCUAGACACUCCUACAGUCUGUACAAGCACCAGUUACUCAUACAGUCACUCGACAGCUAUGAGAAUGAAUACCUUAGUCCUCGUGGUGGUAGCUUGUGUUGUUGUUGGGAGUUUAUCCUCACCUACUCCCUCCGAUGCUCUGACCGAGACUCACCAAGACUUGACGACCAUAAUUCCAAGUGACUCAACUUCUGAUGAUACGAAAGAGAAACCUCAUGAUCGCAUCCUCAACUGGGGACCCAACAGUUUGGGAGGUAAUGGGUUUGGUAACUUUGGAAGCGUAGGGCAGUACCCGAACACACCUAACGUGCACAUGCCCAGUCAACAGUACCCAGGAGGACUGUACCCGGGCCACCAAAACUUGCCCGGAAAAUGGCCAGUGGUGCACCCCGGCCAACAUGGGUCGGAGCCGAGGUACCCCACAACCGGGUGUAAAUACUACUGUUCACGUUACAACCCUUGGGACAUCUAUUGUUGUGAAGAGUCAACUUCAUACGGGAAACUUCAGUGUCCAGAGAUAAGAGAAUCCUGCCCUGGCAGCUUUCGUCACAGCGCCUUGCAAUACUGCGUACAGGACAGAGAAUGUCAGUAUGGUCAGAAAUGCUGCUUCGAUGUGUGUGUACAUCGACACGUGUGUAAAGCUGCUGAGCGACGGUAUGGUUGAACUCUCCUGCCAUACCUCACUAGCAGUCACACUCACCAAGAAUUCAGUCUUUACUACAGUACUACUACCGCCAGACACUCUUGGUACUUAUACACUCCAAUUCUCAGCUUUACUCCUGUUAUCAAUCGUCACCAUGUCUGAAGGGCCCCACAUUAGUCUGCGAUGUCCCGCGACCAUUACCAGCGGUUACUAGGUGUGUGGUGCCCCAUGGCUACUGCUUUAGAUUCUUCGCAGACCAUCAGUAAUUUCAGUAGGCGUCACCAAACAAUAAUCACAAUAUAUUGAUCGCAAUGUAUUAGGUGUUGCAGCGGUUUAGAGGUUGCUAGUACUUCAAUUUUCAUAAACACAGCUAAUGAAUAACUCUGGUAAAUUGCUGACCUGCAUUAGGAUUCCUGUAAGAUAACAGCGUUUCAAUAAGCGUUAGGGUUCAUGUGAGUGUAACACAAGAAGGAAAAAAUAAUGUUAGCCAUUUUACCCAAGAAACAGUUAAGACAUUUUUAUAUUAAAUGGUUACUGAAAGUAUUAAUUUUGCAGCUAUGAAUUUGGUCAAAGAUUUUCUUGUAAUCUAGAAUAUACUGUACACAAUUUACGAUGAGCCACUUCGGCCUCAGUGUGCCUAAAAUAAUAUCUUAAUUAUGUAUUGUUAACUUACAUUUUAUCCGGUA